UUGAUCGCGGCGUUACGCUUGUCGAUCGCUUGGCUGUCCAUUCCAACUCGAUUAGACGAAGACCAAAGCCGCGAUUAUUCGCAGUCCACCUAUUCGUCGUGGUUCCGAGAGACCCACCAUUAUUGGAACUCCCACCCUCCUCUUUUUAUGACCCGCCCCACCACCCCCAAGAGGAGCCGCCGUAGAAGCCUUGAGAUCACCAUGGACUCCUCUCGCUCAUCCUCUUUCUCUUCCCCUUCUCAUGGAUCGCUGAACGACGCCGGCCCCGAAGCAGGCAACAGCAGCGCCGCGUUGGGAAGGCUGUAUUAUGACGGCUUCGACGACGAACCGCGUCACUUCUUGGACUGCUGCUCCCUCUGCAGGAAGCCCCUCGCGAGCAACCGCAACAUAUUCAUGUACAGAGGGGACACGCCGUUCUGCAGCGAGGAGUGCCGGCAGGAGCAGAUCGAGAUCGACGAGGCCGGGGAGAACAGCCGGAAGCUCUCCGUGAAGGUGUCCAGGUCGAGGAAGGAGCGGCGGAAGAGUGGCGAGUCCCAGAAGAUUCACGUCUGGGCCGACACUGCCGUGGCUAGGUAAACUACGGCACACUCGAUAUAAAGCUGUAGGUAGUGUACAAAGUCGAAACCCGAGAGGAGUGGCAAAGAGGAAGAAGCUCUUUUGCUUGCAUAGGGCGACGAGUGUUGUAACCUUUGCCUGGGUUGAGACUUGUUCUUCAUCGCUUUUCUUACUGUUUGUUGUUCUUGAUGAAGUGGUAAUCGAGGCUUUGAUCCCUCUCUAA
Musa acuminata AAA Group (dessert banana) is the source of this 778-nucleotide messenger RNA. Its product is annotated as FCS-Like Zinc finger 1-like. The coding region runs from base 148 to 576 and encodes 142 amino acids. NCBI's taxonomy places the organism in Eukaryota, Viridiplantae, Streptophyta, Magnoliopsida, Zingiberales, Musaceae. The transcript has 2 exons. The record is from RefSeq and is a predicted model, not a curated record.